Messenger RNA from Aricia agestis (brown argus), 10360 nucleotides. RefSeq names its product titin. The transcript is spliced from 19 exons. The record is from RefSeq and is a predicted model, not a curated record. Lineage: Eukaryota; Metazoa; Arthropoda; Insecta; Lepidoptera; Lycaenidae. Gene Ontology annotation, molecular function: protein binding. Gene Ontology annotation, biological process: actin cytoskeleton organization. Gene Ontology annotation, cellular component: filamentous actin; microtubule organizing center. Bases 137 to 9919 code for a protein of 3260 amino acids.
GGCUGCGCGCAGUGACCGCCGCGCCGCCGUCAGUGACAGUGCCCGACACGACAUCACGACAUCACGACACGACUAAUAACUAACUGCUAACAGUGUAACAGUGUUAUGUUAACCACGAUCCUGUGAGACGAUCAGGAUGUCCGAAGGCGACGUUUCGUUGAUACGCGACGAAGACGUUUUACGUCGAAUGUGGCAACAGACCGAGGACUUCUCCCGCAAGAAGGAGAUCCGCACGCACAUGUACAAGCUGCGCGAGGAGCGACUGCGCAACCUCUACUCGCCGGAGCCCAGCGCUGAAGGAAAAGGUUAUGAAUUUACAUCGACUCAAGAUCACGUCAAGUCGUUCGCCGACCAGAGCUUCCAAUCCAUCAAGAGCAAGGAGGUGCGCGACGCAGGCUCCCCGCCCAAGGAGUUUUCCUACCGCGGCCAAGAUCUGAAGGAGCUGUCCAACGCCGGCUGGAAUGUCGAAUCUGAAAGCAAGUCGACGAACGACGGUCACACGCACGUCAAGUCGACGAACGCUAACAUCGAGGGGCGGUACGACGUCGACGGGGGCCACGGGCAGUUCGCCGCCGUGGACAAACACAAGCAGGCCGUCACCGAGUACGAGGACGGUAAUACUAAACUGAAAAGAAACGAGAACUCCACCUGCUCGGCCGCUCACGAGCAGGUGGUGCGCCAGCUGGACGACGGGAGCCACUUCUCGUCUACGACAAGCUCCUCGUCGUCCAAGUCCAAAUUCGAACAAGUUUCGAGCAAACAGGAGACAGUGCCAUAUCCAAUCACCAACGAUAACUAUGAAAUCACUUCUAAAAAGAUCGACGAUAACGCAAAUGAAAGCAGAACCUAUAAAAAGGAAAGAGUCGUCGAGACUUCGGAUUACGAUCAGAGAAUAAAGACGGACUACGAGCAAGGCGACUUGCUUUCGAGAAAAGUGGAGUAUCCCGACGAAAAUACUAAAGUCAUAGUUGAGACGAGGUCUCUUCCAGAUGGAACGAGAGUGACCAGCACGCGAAGAGAGUUCUGUGGUCCUGUGGUACAAACUAGUCAUUCUACGGCGUCUAACAGUGAGAGUAAAUUUUCCUCGCACACGAGUUCGAAUAAACAUUAUCACUCUAGUCAAUCAUCGUCGGAAAUUCUUCGUGAGAUCGGUGACAAUAGAAACAUAGUCGAUUCUCAGAGAAACAUCGAUAAAAUUGAUUUCGAUCGCAGACAGGAUGAUCACACUAGUAUGAGACGCGAGAGUAGUGAUCGAAUGGAGUACAAAAAUCAAAAAAAUAAUGAAACUCAUCAGAAAGAAACCACAAAAAUUUACCACGACGACCAGAUAUCUGUAAAAGAAAAUAAAAAUAUCCAAAAUAAAGUAAAUGAACAGAAUUUUUAUAGUAAAAGCGAGGAGCACACUAACAAAUUCACUCAAAGCAAUACUAAAAAUGAUGUAGAAAAUAAAACGACCACGCAUAAUUAUGAAAAAACGUACGAAAUAGACGAUACACAAAGAAAAAUAAGCAACGACUGGAGUCCAGCUCAACAAGCUUGGGCUAGCACUCUCCGUGCAGAUACUCCAACAGGAACCUCAACAAGGGCUUCAUCGCCCGGUGCCAAAACAUUUAAGUCGAGCUCUUCAUCGUUAAGAAGCAGUGUUAGUCCUGACAAAACAUAUCGGAAACCAUCUAGUCGUGGUGGCAGUCCCAGUAAGAUUGAUAGACACUCACCCACACGCAACAGUUCUAAUCAUUUUUCAAGCACGCACUCAACUUACUCGGUUUCAGAAACUAAUUCAAGUAGAAACACAAGCGUUGAACGAAACUUGCCAAGAACAAGAUCUCCAAAUAAACCAACUGUUGGCUCAGAUAGUUACAGUAACCGUCCAAGGUCCAGUCAAAGCCCAGAGAAAGUUCCGCAUUAUAAUGAAAACAAACGGAGUCCUAGUCUAGAUAAAGAAACAAAUACAAACAAAAGGCCUAAUCAGAGCCCCGACCGUAAUCUUUAUUCACCUUUAAAAAACGUUAAAGAUGAUUCUACUGUUCCUGGAUAUAUGAAACCUACUUUUACAACAAAAGUAAGCCCAGGAGAAAAAAUCAACAAAACGACAGAAGAUCAUUACAAAUUCAUCGAUGAAGAAACAAAGAUGUAUACUCGGUCUGAUUCUAAGUACACUUCAUCAAUACAUAAUGAAACUGAUAAUACGUUGCGACGCUCGUCUAGUCCAACAAAGACAUACACCAGAAGUCCAUCACCAAGUAAAAAGGGGCCUGCAAAAGAUUCUCCGAGAACUUCACCUACGCGAAACCUGAACUCUCCUAGCCGAAGUUCAUCUCCAUCUAAAAUACCUGACAAUAAGAUUUCGUCACCAUCACAUCAGAAAAGUCCAUCUAUUCCUUCAAGGAGUCCAAGUCCUCAAAAAAUUAUUAUGUGUUCAACUAAAGAUUCUCCCAAAAAAAUCUCAGAACAUUUGGAAAGAAAUUAUGACACAUACGAUAAAUCUACUUCCAAAGAGAAUAAUAUAACUACAACGUGUACUGAUACUAUAGACAUUUCAACAGAACAAUUCAGCACAUUUGACAGAAAACGAAGUCCCGAUAAUAAGGGAAAAGAAGCCGAUAAAAAACCACAAACAACGAGUAGGUCACCCUCACCAAACAAGCGACUUGCUGAGUCUCCAGGAAAAUCUCCAAUGAGAGACAAAAAAUUCCAAACAACAACAGAUUUUAUAAAUACAGAGAAAACAACAGAGGAAGUAAAUAAGUCUAAAUUAAAAGACCGCCCCAGGCAGUUGAUUACGCCAUCUACUAGUCCCACAAGAAAAACAAAAGUUGUUGAGACGGCUCCUUCUACUGGACAAAGCUCACCAACUACAUCAGUUAGCGGGUUUAUUUAUUUCAGUUCUCCACGACAGGAAAAUAGAACUGUUACUGAUCUGGACAGUGAAGAUUUCACCUCUUUGGAAAGUACGGAAGUGAUUUCACAAAAAACUGACUACACGAAUCGUUCACCAUCUCCAUCAAAAAUUCCUUGUAGAUCUCCAUCUCCAGAAAAAAAAACUACAAAAGAGAGUCUUCCAAGAAAAAGUUCUUUGAAAAAACCUAAAGAUUUUGGGCAAAUGUCACCAACAGAAAAACCACCGACCAGUUUUCUUGUAUCACCAAACGAAGAAAUUAAAAAUAUUAACUUCGAAGAUACACCAAAAUCCACUGACUUACCAUCUAAGCCAAAACCACCAUUUGAAAGACGAGAAACUUAUGAUGAAAGGUGUCGUAAAAUUUUAGGUAUGAUGGACGUCACUCAAAAAGAGACUACUGAAAAAAUAACAAAUGUAACUCAAAACAAAGAGUCGCCGAAACAUUCACCUAGUGUGUCACCUUGUCGCAGUCCACGAAAUGAAAAAUACACUCAGGAUACAGUGACGACUAAAACUGUCGUGGAUAAUAAAACAAAAGCCUCUACAACUUCUUCGAGAGAAGGUUCUCCAACGCAACUUAAACACAUUACUGAUACUAAACCGGUUACAGACAAACCGAAAACAAUUCAUUCAAGAGAAACAUCCCCGAAUAAAUGUCUUGAUUAUGUAACUCCUGUUACAAAAACUAAAACUCCGGCUAGGGAAACAUCACCAACUAAACUGCAAGAUAUAAAUAUCGGAGUAAAAAAAAAUAUUUCUGAAAAGGUAUUUAAAACUUCUUCAAGAGAAGCGUCUCCUACUAAGCUCAAAGACAUAAUAACUGUAACGAAAAGUAAAGUAAAUACCGAUAAAGUUAAAAAUUCAAGAGAAUCUUCGCCUAUCAAACUCAAUGACCUUAAUGCUUUGUCCAAAAAGACAAUUGACAAUUUUGAAGAAACAGUUAAAUCAUCUGAAAUAAAUAAACAUGAUUCUGGUAGAACUUCUAAAGUUGAAGAAAAGACAAUAACUACAAAAAAGAAAAGUACUGUUGACGAAGAAAAAGAUAAAGCACAUAUAAAUCACAAAAAUAAUGGAACAUUGUCUGAAACAGAGCAAGCAGCCUUUUCCGACGAAAACACUAAUGUUAUCCAAACGACGAAGGGUUUAGAAAAAUAUGUGAUUACUGAUCUGGUGGACGAAGGUAAAUGUAAUCUUAAAUCACUAACUUCAUCGCCUUUAAACAAUCACGCGCAAAUUGAACCAGAUUUCAUUAAAUCUACUACAUAUGAAGUAACUGGGGAAAAAUUGAAUAGACCUAAUAAAAUCGAAAGUACUUCCAAACUAAUAACAUCUGAACGACAACAAGAAGUUAUGGAUAAGGUACAAAAAUCAUUAAGAAAACUCUCUCCAGACCGAAAAGAUAGAUCUCCUAGUCCGUCCAAAAUUUCAUUGAAAGAUUAUGAGGAUUCUGAAAGUCUUACUCUUACUCAAAAGACGACGACUUCAACUUCUACAACAACAGAAAAUAAGGACUCAAUUAAAGAUAGUAAAACUUCCAGUAAACCAUCAUCUAGAAACACUUCGCCCACAAAGAAGAGUAACACAACAUCAAUACCUUCAAGAAGUGUAUCGCCAAGGAAGCCUUUAUCUCCAACAGAAAGACCACAGUCACCACAAAUUCCUAAGACAACAUCAUAUAAACCUAAAGAUCAAAACAUAGGAUCAUAUAAACCUAGAGAUCAAAACACGGGAAAUAAGAAAACUUCUCCAUUAUCACCACUGAAAGAUAAAACUACAACGACAGAAAUAAAGAAAAAUACAAAUAACCUUACCAAACAAGCUACCACGAUUCGGACGUCUACUACAAAGAGUGCAGUAAAUAAAGUUAAUACGAACCUACAAAGUAAGCAUUCAGAACCAUCCGAUGUAAAGCGGUCACCUGUAAACAAGAGUACUAUAAGGGAAAUAAUUAAGAAAGAAUCUGAAAAUAAGGUGACUAGAACUGCUAGUGAUACAGUAUUAAAGACAAAAAAGCCCACACCGCAGAGAAUGAAAUCAAAACCAGAAAUACAUGUUAAUGAUAUCGCCACUUCACAUAAACAAACUAACGUUAAGCAAACGAAAACCACUAAGGAAAUAAAUACAAAGUUGCCGUCGAGUAAACCAAAAUCAGCAACUGCACUUAAUACGUCAACUGAUGAAGAUAAUGAUUUUACUGUUGAUGUUCAACAAGCAAAAUCAUCACGAGAAAAUUCUCCCGAUCGUAUAUGUCCCACACCCAUUAACUUCGCAGAAGAUGUUGGUACACCCAGAUUCCCGGACGAAGUCAGUGAGCCUGAUGAUGAAUUCCAAAAAAGGACAUACAAAACAAUCCAUGAAACUGAGUCAAUAGUUGAUGAUAUUGUUGAAAUAUGCGAAGACGAAGAGUUGUUCUCUAAAAAUAGUAAAAAUGUCAUUGAAGGAGAUGAAUGUCUUCUUAGUGUUAAUGAUAAAGUUUCUAAGUUUACAACAGAAAUAGAAAAUGUCAAUAAAGUUAAAGACACAACCUCUCGUCAUAAAGAAGUAGAUAACGUUUAUAAAACGGUUGAUAAGAAUUUACAAGAAGAUGAGUGCUUGCUCUCUGUUUCACAGAAAGUUAAUAAAUUUGCAAAAGGGCCUAAUGAUAUCAGAAGCAGUAAAAGUCCAUCACGAAAUAUUACACAAGAAUAUGAUAAACAUACGACUUAUCAAGAUGACUACACUAAGCUCAGCGUUAACGACAAAGCUAAUCUAUUCAUUGAAACUGCUGAAAGUGCUAAUGCUCCAAAAUCAAAACCUACCAAAAAAGUUGAACGUCCUGAUCUCAGUAAUGUUGAUGAAACUUUAAAGCGCGAUGAUUGCUUGCUAAGUGUUUCAGAUAAAGUAAACAAGUUUGUAAAAACGUCUGAAUUCCUGAAAGAAACUCAAGAAAUAGAAGAGAAAGAAAGACGAAUUCAGGAGCAGCAAGAGAAAAUCAUUAAAAAUAUCGUAGAAAAUGUAGAUACACUAGACACUUCUAAGACCGACACUACAUUUUUUGAACAAGAAAAAAAUAUUAGACCAAAAGCAAACAGUACUUCACACCCUACUACUACUAAACCUAUUGAAAAAACACCGAAGGUCGUAAGCCUGCGUAGUAGUGAUGCUGUGAAAAAGGCAAAAGCUUUAUUUGAAAAUAUUGCAACAUCUACAACUAAAACUACGGAUACGAUUCAUAACAAAACAAUAAAAUCCACAAAAAUUGUUAAUGAUAAUUUAGUAUCACCUCAUAAGAAACCCAUGGAAGAAUCUGUAAAAACUGAAGAAGUUGAUAUCGAAAUGAACGUUGUGCAAAAUGGUGAACUCGAUAAAAAAGUAAGUGAAAAGUUGUCCAAUAAUACGAAACCGAUUAGUGACCAAACUCAUUUGAGGCCUCGUUCUCCCGUUAAGUCAAGACCAAAAUCGCCUUGCCGCCAAGUACCGGAGACCAUUACGACGACUAAAACUACGAUCACCCGUAUCACACCCGUCACAUCCACGCCUGUCAAAAUAGAGCCAAAAGAUGAGAAACCUGAAAAAUCUCACGACAAAGUGCCCGGCUACCAACGUCCCACAAAAACUAGCCAGUUAAAAGAAGAACCGAAGGUUGUAGAAGAACCAGAAGUGAGCAGUAGACGUGGCAGUGGAAAAUUUGGCGUAGAACUAAGAAGGACUAGCACCGAAAGAUGUUCUGUAAGCAGCGAACGACGCCGCAGUGUCGAACACCACCAGCCCUGCAUUGAAGACAUUUUCGAUCUCGACCUCCUGGAACAAAUGUUGGAAAAGGUCGUAGGCUACGAGCAGAGGCGACGCAUAAGAGCUCAAAUAAGAGUGGCUAGGAAAGAAUCAAACCAGUUUAAUAAAACGGUAACUACACAUACGGUCUCUAAGAUUACUAAAACAAGAUCACCAGAACGACGACCAGGUAAAUCCCCUGACCGCCAGCAAAGACCAGCCCCACAGAAGACUUUAUCACCUGAGCGUAAAAUAAAGCCCACUGCAACGCACAAAACUCUGUCCCCGGAAAGAUCGCAAAAACUGAAACCGGAAAUACGAUCCCCUGAAAGACCACACAAGCAAAAACCAGAGACAUGUGAAACUGUAAAGUCUCACGAGGAAACCCCGAAACAAAAUGGCGAUGUCAGAGAGCCAAUCAGAACUGAGAAAAUUGUAAGACCACAGAGCCCCAGCAAGGCAUCAACGAAACACGUACCGAGUCAGUCUAAAAGCCCGGUCCGACCGGCGAGUCCCGACAAAAGGCGGCCCGCAUCCCCUACCAAACAACAACCGGCUCCCAAGCAAAAAUCUAACAAAUUCAACGAGUACGCCACUGCGUACAUGAAGAAAGUCGGUCUAGACGAGAACAAAAAAAUAUCAGAGACUAAGACUAGGAAGGCUCCAAUGUCCGAAGAAAUAUCACAAAAAGUAGAAACCAAAAAGACCGUUGAGACUAAAUACACAGUGACAUCCAAGGCUACGAGAACUUCCUCCAAAGAUGUGAUCGAAAUCGUGCAAGUCAACGGAAAGAGAUCGCCGUCGCCCGAGAAGGUCGAACCGGUUCGCAAGUCACCGAGUCCGGAGCGCAAAGUCGACAGAACACAACCUAAGCCCCGCAGCCCGGAGCGACAGACACGACCAAAAAUGCCCGACAGCAAGCCGGCCGAAACUACGCAAACUAAGAAGGAGACGAUAAUCAAAACCGUGUACGACAUAGAGAAGAAGAUUCCGCAGAAGCAAGCGCAAGAGGAGAAGCCGUCGUGGGUGACGAACAGGAAUUUAAAGAAGAUAAGCUCGGAGACGCGCACGUUCAGCACCAAGAAGAUCGAGACUGAGAAACAGAAGUAUCGAGCGCCGAGUCCGUCGAAGGUGAUAUCGAAGCCGAUAGACGUCAUAACAUCCAGCUACGGUCCCGGACCGCUGGACGCUGAUGGACGACCACUCUUCGGGAUCAAGGCUUUGAGGAAUGGAGCGAGUAAUUAUCAAGUGAAAGGAACCGUGAUCAGACAAGAGUUUCACUCGCGCAACGGCGGCGAGCCUGAAGGGACGGUAUCCGUGACCGCCUACUCCACGGAACCCGAGGAUCUGGAGAGGCUGCUGCAGACCCAGGGCGAGAAGCCGUCGAAGGUGCACGGGCUAGCGGCCAUCACCACCACCAAGAAGUUCGGCGGAGAGACCGGCACUACGUACUCGGAGAUAGCGACCAAGGAGGAGCGGGCGGCGUUGGACCAGUUCACUCACAGUGACCGACGCGUCACCGAGAGCAGAACCUGCGCCAUCACCGACAGCCAUCACAGCGACCUUCAGACCAGGGAGAUACAAGAUAGGAAAGACCUGACACAAAGGACGCAGGACAGAAAAGACCUAACGCAAAAGACCAGAGAGACAGACACGAAGACAAUGAAACCAGAUAACAAAACGGUGAAAGACACAGAGAGAAAGUUACAGACUGAGAGCGACAGGAAAAUCAAAAUAGAGAGUGUGGACAGGACGGAGAGGUCAGAGAAACGAAUGGAGGAGAAGAAAACCGUCAGGCAGAGUUCUGUUAAGUCUCUUACGGAGAAGUUCAUUAAGAAUGCAAAUGAAACGUCGAAAAACGAACGCAUCACAUACCCCAAGGCUGGUCUCAUUCUCAGGACUACCGUCAAGGAUGUCUCCUCCACUGACGACUGCAAUGCUGGUCUAACGCGUUCGGACAGCCGGUGCAGUGUGGAUUCCAUCGAGGAAGUCACCACAACGACCACAGAACAAACGGCAGAUGGCGGCGUGCGUACCACCACCACUACCAAACGCUCGGGCACGCACAAGCACGUGACACCGUGCACGCAGGUGUCGAACUCGCGUACGCAGGUGUUGAACGCGCGUACGCAGGUGUCGAACACUCGUACGCAGCAAGACAACAAUGUGCAAGAGAAGCGCACGCAGGAGCGAUCCUUCCUCGAUAGUACAACCAAGGUCACCGGCGUACAAGACAUCUUGACUAGGAUGAAGAAUGCUGAUAUCGUGAUCGAGGAGGGUGACACGAACGAGGACGCGGAGGCGCGCGCGCUGCUCAACAAGUUCCUCGGCGCCACCGUGCUCAUGGCCGGCAUGCAAAGCUAUGUCACCGAGCCGCACGGCAAAGUGGUCAUCAAGCAGGAGACAGUGAAGAGCAGCGGUGGUAAGGUGACCAGCAGCCGCCGCGUGGAGGAGAUCGACAUAGACCAGUGCUGGGACGAGAGGGUACUCAGGGAACUGUUGGACGAGUGCACGGACUACGAGCAGAGACGCUUGCUGCGCGCGCGCAUUCGCACUGUCAUGGCGGAACAAGAAGCGUGCGCCCACGCGGUGACGGAGGCGCUGGCGGCGGCCGGCGAGUCGGUGGAGACGGAGGAGCAGACGGGAGAACGCGAGGAAGAAGAAGUAACGACUGUGACAUCGAGCGUAAGGAGGAACUCAUCCGAAAAAACCGUUAGCAGUAGUACCACAGCCAGUAGUACCACAAUUAAAAAUUCUAAAGUGAUCGAGAGCUUGAGCCGGCCUGCACCUAAGCCCGUGUCUCCCUUCGCCAAGUUCCGUCAGCUCGAAAAACAAAACUCCACCAACAGUCCUAGCUCGCCCCAGACCCCGCAGAGCCCGGGCUCUACGCAGCCCUACUUCCGGUUCACGGACCCCGCGCUGCAAGCCAGCGCCGUCACUAUUAAAGAGCGCUUGCUGCAUUGGUGUCGCGACAAGACCCGGGAAUACGAGAAUGUGAAGCUGGAGAACUUCUCGACGAGCUGGGCGGACGGGCUGGCGUUCUGCGCGCUGCUGCACCACUUCCUGCCCGACGCGUUCGACUACUCCGCGCUCACGCCCGACAAGCGCCGCCACAACUUCACGCUCGCCUUCAAAGUUGCCGAUGAGAAGGCGGGCAUCUACCCGCUGCUCGACGUGGACGACAUGGUGGCGAUGCGCAAGCCGGACUGGAAGUGCGUCUUCACGUACGUGCAGUCCAUCUACCGCCGGUUCAAGGACGAGCAGUGAGCGUCCCGCACGCACAGGGCGCCGCGGCGCGUGUCUCCCGCGCGCCCUCUGCGAGCAGCAGUCGCUACUAUGUUUUCUGCCGUCCCAAAUUAGUCGAACGCGGCAGUCACAAAUGUCAAAAGCCCAAAGAACGUUUGUUUUUUUUUAUCAAAUUUUAUGUUGUUGUCGUCGGAGUCCGCCCGACUCGUCCGAGCGCCGUCUCGUCCUCCUAUUUAUCGUACUCAGUAUGUGAUGUAUAUUAUGUAGCGUUAAGCACUAACCCGCCGCAGUCUCCGCUAACCCGGCCGGAUCGCUCCACUUAUUCCUCUACAUAAGCGAGCCGCAUCCCGCGCCUACUCGACCACUAAUACUUCUUCCGAUUUCACUUACGCUUGAAAUAAUCUUUAUAUUUUAAAACUGACUAAGUAUUUAAAAUAAUAAUUUAUAUUAUGAAUAGAAAUA